Molecule: messenger RNA, 1790 nt
Organism: Boeremia exigua
Lineage: Eukaryota; Fungi; Ascomycota; Dothideomycetes; Pleosporales; Didymellaceae
Exons: 1
Coding region: 369-1628 (419 amino acids)
Cellular component (GO): cytoplasm
Molecular function (GO): flavin adenine dinucleotide binding; electron-transferring-flavoprotein dehydrogenase activity
Source: RefSeq, a predicted model, not a curated record
CGCUGACACGCCGAAGCUUACAAACUGCUACCAAAAUUGCUUUCUGGCUGAGACUACACGCAAUUUUCCACGCAAGAUGUUGGCGCAUCGAUUCCGUGCAUCGAAUCGUAUUUGUCGAAUGAAUUUUCGUCCUUCGUCCGUAGAAUGGCGUGUUGAAUGAAAUGGGGAGGGCUGGGCAGUGGCACCGGCGCCGAUAGAAGCAUAAGAGUGCGCAGUAUCUCCCCCAGAAUGUGCUGUUCAUAAAUACACCGAGCAGUUUCCUAGAGUGUAUACACCGAGCAGUUUUUUUCAGACACCUCCUCCUGCUUUCACCUCUCUUCUCCAUUAGUCUGACUUCACAACAUCAACACUCUCACGACACCUUCAUCAUGGCCGAACAGCGCAACAUCGUCGUUCUCGGCGCAUCUGCUGCAGGACUUCAGAGCGCUCACUACAUCAUGAAGCACAUCCUGCCAGCUCUCAAACAACAUACGAAAGAUGCCAAGUACCAUGUCUACCUCAUCAACCCCUCAUCCGAUUGGUGGUUCAGAGUCGCAUCACCUCGAGUCGCAGCUUCGACUACCCGUAUGGCCGCCGAGAAGAUCCUGUUCGACAUUCCUACCGGGCUGAAGCAAUACUCCCGAGACGACAUCACGUUCAUUGAAGGUGCAGCUACUAACCUCAGCGAGUCCAAGCGCGUAGUGUCCUACCGCCGUGCUGGCGCCUCGGACGAAGAAACGCUCCAGUAUCAUGCUUUGAUCGUUGCGACUGGCAGCAGGACCUACCACCAAGCCUUUUCCAUGAGCGGCGAUACCCAAACCACACUUAAUUCAAUCAAGCUCACCAACGAGAAGGUCAGCACAGCCAAGGACAUCGUCAUCGUAGGCGGCGGCCCCACGGCUGUCGAGUUUGCAGGCGAGGUCGCAGAGCACAAGAACGGCAAGCCAGGCUGGUUCAGCAGCAUCUCGAAGACAGCCAACAUCACCCUCAUCACCGCGGGCGACGCCCUGCUCCCCGCGCUGCGCCCCGCGAUUGGCAAAGCCGCAGAACAGAAACUCAACGCCCUGGGUGUGGAAGUGAUGUACAACCAGCGCGUCACCGACUCCCAAACCUCAGGCGACCGAACCAUCAUCACGCUCGCCAAAGGCGACAGACUCGAAGCAGACCUAUACGUGCCAGCCUACGGCGUGGAGCCCAACUCGUCCUUCCUGCCCGCGCACCUCCUCGACGCAAAGCAGUACCUCACCACGAACUCCAAGACGCUACGUGUCGACAUCGCCGGCCCGCGCGUCUACUCCAUCGGCGAUGUGGCUAGCUACUCGCGCAACAGCGCCGUCGACAUCAUAAACAGUCUUCCUGUGCUCUUUGUCAACCUUAAGCGCGAUCUGCUGUCCUACAACGCCCUGCUGCCCGAUGCGAAGCCGUCCGGCAAGGACCGUGAGCUCGUCCUAGAAACCAAGGAGAUGCAGAUCGUUCCUAUUGGCAGCGGUGGCGGUGUCGGUGCGGUCAUGGGGUGGAAAGUGCCGAGUUGGUUUGUGUGGGCGUUGAAGGGGAGGGAUUACAUGCUCUCGAUGAGUGGGGCGCCGACGGCGAAUGGAGCUAGUAUGAAGAAGGCGAUUCCGUGGACGAAGGAAGAGGCUGUUGUCUGAGGGGUCAGCACUAAGUGUGGGGGAGUGAGGAAUGAUGGGCGGCAAUUUCUUUGCGCGGAUACCAAGUCAGUUUCCUUUGUCGUUUCAUAGAUCGAGGGCUUCAAGACGUAACCUUUAAUAGUCAAUGGCCAGAAUUUCCUGUGUGUAACUAAAUGACUGUCA